Molecule: messenger RNA, 1420 nt
Organism: Cuculus canorus (common cuckoo)
Lineage: Eukaryota; Metazoa; Chordata; Aves; Cuculiformes; Cuculidae
Gene: GALK1
Product: galactokinase 1
Exons: 8
Coding region: 16-1272 (418 amino acids)
Biological process (GO): galactose metabolic process; carbohydrate phosphorylation
Cellular component (GO): cytoplasm; cytosol
Molecular function (GO): ATP binding; galactokinase activity
Source: RefSeq, a predicted model, not a curated record
CAAGACCGGUCGGGGAUGGGCGGGGCGGCCACGUCAGAGCCCGGGCACGGCUCGGGGCGGAUCAAGGGGCGGUCCCGGGGCGGUGCCGGUGGGAGCGCCGCGGCGAUGUCGGUGUCCCCGCAGCCCCCGGCGCUGGGCGCCGCCCGCGGGGCUCACGCUGCGGCGUUCGGGGCGGCGGCGCUGGCGGUCUGGGCCCCCGGGCGGGUGAACCUCAUCGGCGAGCACACCGACUACUGCGGCGGCUUCGUGCUGCCCAUGGCCCUGCAUCUGGGGACGGUGCUGGUGGGAUCCCCCACGCAGGAUGGGACCAUCUCCCUCCUCACCACCUCGCCGGAGGCGGAUGAGCCACGCAGGGUGCAGUUUGCGGCUCCCUGCCCUGGCAGCGCCUUGAGCCCCGGGCAGCCUCGCUGGGCCAACUACAUCAAGGGCGUCAUCCAGCACUACCGGGGGGGUCCUGUGCCAGGCUUCAGCGCCGUGAUAGCCAGCGACCUCCCACUGGGUGGGGGCCUCUCCAGCUCGGCCGCUCUGGAGGUGGCCACUUACACCUUCCUCCAGCAGCUCUGCCCUGAUGAUGGUGAUUUGGUGGCCAAGGCGCUGGCCUGCCAGAAAGCAGAGCACACGUUUGCUGGUGUGCCCUGCGGGAUCAUGGACCAGUUCAUAUCGGUGAUGGGCAAGGAAGGCCAUGCGCUGCUCAUCGACUGCAGGUCCCUGGAGACCGUUCCCAUCCCGCUGGCCGAUGCCAACUUGGCUGUGCUUAUCACCAACUCCAAUGUGCGGCACAUGCUGACAGGCAGUGAGUACCCGAUGCGCCGGCGGCAGUGCGAGGAGGCGGCGGCGGCACUUGGCAAGGCCAGCCUGCGAGAUGCCACCAUGGCCGAGCUGGAAGCGGCCAGGAGUCAGCUGGGCGAGGAGAAGUACCGGCGUGCCAGGCAUGUCAUUGGCGAGAUAGCUCGGACCACUCAGGCAGCACAGGCGCUGCAGGACAGGGACUACUGGGUGUUCGGGAGGCUGAUGGUGGAGAGCCACAAUUCCCUCAGGGACGACUAUGAAGUGAGCUGCCCAGAGCUGGAUGAGCUGGUGGCGGCAGCCCUGGAGGUCGAUGGGGUUUAUGGCAGCAGGAUGACUGGGGGAGGCUUUGGAGGCUGCACGGUGACGCUGCUGGAGGCGGGGGCUGCGGAGAGAGCCCAGCACCACAUCCAGGAGAAAUACAGCGGCACUGCCACCUUCUACCUCACCAAACCCUCUGGAGGGGCAAAGAUGCUGCCCCUGUAGAGGAGCGACCGCUGUGCCUGCACUGGGAUUGCCUCCCUCGGCGAGGCGGCUGCUUUCCUCGCUGCACAAGGGAAUCAGUUUGUCUGUACCAUUUGCCGAAUAAACACAAAACAUUUGCACGGUCCUUCUGGACCUACCUGUCCUGAAC